GAGAAGGGCGUGGAGGGGACAGCAGAAGGUGGAAGGAGUCACCUAGGCGCCCAGCAGCCCAAGACCCGGCAGCCAGCGGGCCCGGAGGCUCUGCCCAGCGGCGCCUAGAGCCGGAGCGACCCCGCAUGCCGCCCGGUCCCGGCCCCACCGACACAAACACACGCACGUGCGCCCCGCCCCCGCCGCGCACGCGCCCCAGGCUCCCGCGGCGGCGGGCGCGCGCGCGGUGCUCGCUGCCCCCACGCCGCUCCCUCUGCUCUGCUCGCCGCGGCUCCCGCUUCCCGCACCCGCUGCGCGCCGGACGCGCGAACCCGGAGGCGGUGGCACAGGUCGGUGGGCCCGGGCGGGCGCCGUGGAGAGUCGGCUGCGCCGGGGAGCGGAGGAUCCGGGCAGAGUCCCCGGGAGGCGAUGCUGCAGGGCGCCGGCCCCUGCGCAAGGCGGGCGCUGCGACAGGCCGGCCGGUGAGGCGCUGCUGGGGGAGGCCGCGACGGAGCGCCCGGACCCGCCAUGGGCUGAGACGCGCUCUAGCCGAGCAGAACAUGCCCGGGUGACUCCCACAUCUUCCCUGUGGCCUCCCUUGCUCUCCCCAGUGACACUAUGCAACCCCAGCGCGACCCGUGUGGCCUCUGGCUCCUGCUACUGUCGUGGUUCCUGCUCCUCUUUGAGGUGGCCAGGACUGGCCGUCCAGUGGUUAGCUGCCCCACCACCUGCCUGUGCGCCAGCAACAUCCUCAGCUGCUCCAAGCAGCAGCUGACCAACAUACCCCACUCCUUGCCCAGCUACACGGCGCUGCUUGACCUCAGCCACAACAACCUGACCCACCUGCGGGCCCAGUGGGCCCCCACACGCCUGACCAGCCUGCACUCCUUGCUGCUGAGCCACAAUCACCUGCACUUCAUCUCCUCUGAGGCCUUUACCCCCACCCCCAACCUCCGCUACUUGGACCUUUCCUCCAACCAGCUGCGUGCUCUGGACGAGUUCCUGUUCAGUGAACUGCAGGCACUGGAGGUGCUGCUCCUUUACAACAACCACAUCAUGGCUGUGGACCGUGGCGCCUUUGAUAACAUGGUCCAGCUGCAGAAACUCUACUUGAGCCAGAACCAGAUCUCCCGCUUCCCUCUGGAACUGGUCAAGGAAAAAGCCAAGCUCCCCAAACUCACACUCCUGGAUCUCUCUUCCAACAAGCUCAGUCUCUUACCAUUAUCUGACCUGCAGAAACUGCCUGCGUGGGUCAAGAAUGGGCUGUACCUGCACAACAACCCCCUGAGCUGCAACUGUGAUCUCUACCAGCUCUUUUCACACUGGCAGUAUCGGCAGCUGAGCUCUGUCAUGGACUUUCAGGAAGAUCUGUACUGCCUGGACUCCAAGAAGUUGUACAAUGUCUUCAACAUGAGUUUCCUCAACUGCAUCGAGUACAAGGAGCAUGCCUGGGAGGCCCACCUCGGGGAGAAAUUGAUCAUCAAGUGUGACACCAAGCAGCAGGGGAUGACUAAAGUGUGGGUGGCACCAAACAACAAACAGGUGCUAGAGGAGGUGACCAACAGCUCGGUGACAGUGUCUGAGGAUGGCAGUCUUCUUUUCCAGAAGGUGAAGAUUGAUGAUGAGGGUGUAUACACCUGCUACGCCGUGGGGGAGACUUUCAAUGAGACAUUGUCUGUGGAGUUGAAAGUGCACAAUUUCACUUUGCCGGGGCACCAUGACACCCUUAACACAGCCUAUACCACCUUGGUGGGCUGCAUCCUCAGCGUGGUCCUGGUCCUCAUAUACCUGUACCUCACCCCUUGCCGAUGCUGGUGCCGGGGUGUCGAGAAGCCUUCCAGCCAUCAAGGAGACAGCCUCAGCUCAUCCAUGCUUAGCACCACGCCCAACCAUGAUCCCAUGGCUGGCGGGGACAAGGAUGAUGGUUUUGACCGACGGGUAGCCUUUCUGGAACCUUCUGGACCUGGCCAGGGUCAAAAUGGCAAGCUCAAGCCAGGCAACACCUUGCCAGUGCCCGAGGCAAUGGGCAAGGGUCAGCGGAGAAUGUCAGAUCCAGAAUCAGUCAGCUCAGUCUUCUCUGAUACACCCAUUGUGGUGUGAGCAGGAUGGGUUGGUGGGGAGAUACUGCCCCAGGAGAGGUAAUGCACCCCUGAAGGAUAUGGGGGGGAUGGAAGAGAGGGCUGGUUGCCCAAGGGAGUGGGGUUCCCCGCCCAACCUCAAGGGAACAACAGCAGGCAAGACCCCCAGCCAGGGUGUGGCUGCCACGGCCACGAUUUUUCAAACAUGGAUACAUUAACCGUCAGGCAGAUGCUACACACCUACUAUCUAAGCCCUGACAAUUCUGAAUGUGGCAGAGGAAAAAGAGUGUCUUGAGUUAGAUGGGAAUGAGGAAGGGGUGGGAGGGAAGAGAAAAUUCCCUAAACUUUUUAGAGGUCAUCCCUAGCUCCUUCAGAGAAAAUCAUCUGGGGAAACAAAGAAUCACUUUUUUUUUUUUUCAGUCUCUGCCCUCCCACACCUGUGAUGUGUGUGUUGGAGGGGACUUCCACAGGAGCUAUGUUGCAGGGAAGCUGUAGUAUCAUAUGUGGCCAGGCAGUCCCACACUUCACAGCUAGGGAAAUUGGAAACCUUUGGAAAAGUGAGUCAGGAAAAGGCUGAGUCCUCCAUCAGAAACGCCCUCCAGAACUGCUGUUAAACUUCCUGUUAAUGCCUUCCUCUCCAGUGAGCCCUGGGUGGGUGGAUCUUUGCAGGAGCCUGGCCUGCUGCCCAUCAGAUAUGACAGCAAUGUCAGAUGUGCUAUCUGUGCCUAGUCGUGGGACUGGUGACAGAGGGGUCCACAUCACAGCACAGGCAUUAGCACAAAACCUGUAGAUGGGGGUCAUAUCCCAGGCAGACUGGUAAAAACUCUUGGCUAGUAUUUGAUUCUCAGGACCUGUGUACCAGGUCAGGGCAGAGGUGUCCUGGCUACUUGUCACAGAUAAGGAAUGUGGGGUUUCUUCACACUAGGAGGGAGCUCAGCUUCUAUUAUGUAGCAUCUAGCUCGACCUUCCUGAUUUUCUGUGUAUACCAUCUCUUCAUUGAGUCUCCUUAUCAAGCUCAGGUGAGGUUUUGAGGUUUCUCUUAAUAUGUUGCUUCUUAGAGGAAAGUCUGGCUCUAGCAGGUCUAGUCUGCGCUUGGGGCUGGAAAGGAUGAGGUAUGUAUCUCUUCUCUUAGAAGUAUCACCCCCUGCUAUAAAGCCAAAACAUGGGGUUUUCUCAUCCUAGGGGUUUGGGGGGGUGGUCUCUGUCCCCAGAAUGGCACUUUGGAGUGUGACUUAGAGAUCAGUCCUCUCCACAGAGCUCCAAACAGUCCUGUCACAAGGAAAAUCAGUGGCACUAAAUUUUCAAAAGGAACAUUCUGCCACUCUCAUCCCUCACAGCCAGAGGUCCAUACCAUUCUGGUCAUUAGGCCAGAGAAACUUAAGAAUGGACCAAUGACAUAUCCCAUCCAGGAUGGCAGAACAUUCUGGGUAUAGAUGAAGGCUGCUUCCUUUAACAUCCCUGUCUAGCCUGCAGGCCCUGGAAGGCAACUGCUCUGAGCUUUGUCAGGGGGGGGAGCAAGGCAAAGGUGAAAAUGUUCUCUGAUGUUGGUCUUUUUCAGUCUUUCCCUUUCCCCACUAAGUUUUCUGUCUGUCAGAGUUCUCCGGCUCUUGUAGUUUUCUGAUCUGCCCUUUAGGUUCCAAGAGGUGUCAUUUUAUGGCAGUUGAGGGCUGCUCAACAGGAAGGCCCGACUUUGACUACCUAUUAAGAUUGGGGAAGGGAAGGAGGCUAGAAUUAAUUAUCUCCCCGGUGUUAGUCCCUGGGAUCUCAUGAUUGUCCAUCCUUGCACAGUGACCUAGUUUUGUUGAGAGAGGCACAGAAUUUCCCUCAAGCCCUUGCAUGCUCACAGGGAUGCAUGCUGAUAGGUAUGCAUGUACACCAGCACCUUGACUUCCAUCAGGACAGCGAGCCUUUCAUCCUCACCAAUGCCCACUCUCAGAAGUGUCUCUACUUGUGCACACAACUUCAUGCACAGUUUUCUUCCUCACUAGGAGAGGCAGUGACCACACCAGGCUCCCCCAACACAAACUCUUUGGUCUCUUUUUCACACUCCUGUACUAAAAAUUUCUGAGACCCAUGAAGCUUCAUCCACAUCUCUGGCACUAAGCAACCUCCUCAAAAGGGCUGGGAUUAGAAGAACCCCAGGUUGAGAACCUUGAGAGGAGAGAUGAUGAACUAGCUGCUACUGUAGAAUUCUCCAAAACAUUCCUUGGGUGGAUGGCUAUCAGAAAUAAGUCAACCUCAUGAGGUUAGUGAGGGGUCCAGAAGGAAACUGACAGCAGAUCAAGCAGCUGUCAGUUACACUUCCUGUGUUAACUGCCCCAGUGAGACAAGGGCAGAAAAGAAAAAUUAAAAGUGAUCUGGUAUGGAUGGUUCUAUUCCAGAGACUUGAGGACUUUAUGGCCCCCGCCUCAGACUCAUAGGGUACCUGUGAACAGUCUGCUCUCCAUGCUGCAGUUUCCCCUCCAGGCACCACUUAGGGCUCUGGAAAUGUUUAAAGUGAAUGUCAAAUGAAGCAGACCUUCUGGGGCAUUCCUGCUGAGUUCUUGAGGACUCAGAGAUCCAUUUUCUUCGUUAAGUCUUCCCCAGUUCAGGGAAUAAGAGUAGGCCCCAAGAUUCUAAGUCAUACUACUGUAGCCACAAUGUUGGCCCUUGGUUUGAGAGGCUGGUAGAGGUGCCUGGCUGCUUCGUCAAGGGAUUGAACGAGUUAGCCUCUUCUCAUAUUUUCAACAGCUAGAUCCUGGAAGUUGCUUUCUGUUUGAGCGGUGGGUAUGUGGCACGCAUAAGCUGGAACUCUAGGAGAAAACUGCCAGGUCUGGUUAUAAGGUAAGGCUGAGAGAUCGCCCCCUUCCCCAUGCUUCCCAGGAAGCAGGCGUCCCUGGAGACAGACUCUGACAGGGCUUUAUAAUCUGUGUGAUUAUUCGUCACUUUUUUUUUCCUUGUCUUUAUUUAUGGGCUUCUGAGGUAGGGGCCAUGAGAGGGUAGACCCCAGCUAGGGAGAGCAGAGCUGACUCUCUACAGUUUUCAUGUGUUCUUAACUCUGUAUGUCCUUGUAGCUCUGCUUACAAGCAGAUGUCCUCCUCCUUGUCCAGAACCCAACUCCUCCCACUUAUGUACAUCCAGGUUGGCAAACCCUUGGAGCUUCCGGGCUCUAACAAGACAAUGAUCAUUAAACCUGGAUCUAGUUUCUGUUCUAGUAUAGUCUGUGACUAGCUUAUCUUUUCAGUUUACAGUGGGAUCCACUGUACCUGGGAAGAGUGUGUGGCCUGUUCUGAGAGAGAAUGUUUAAAUGCUGUUACACGGGCACCAACAGAAUCCACAUUCACACAUUAAGAUAGAGGUCAGCAAACUUUUCAAAAAUAUUUAUUCACUUUUAUUUGUAUUUUUAGAUAGAGCCAGAGGAAGGGGGAGAGUGAAAAAGAAAACUGCCGGGCUAGCGUGGGGGUGCCUCUUCCUGGGCAUGUACUCUCUGGGUUGGAGAGAACUUGACCGGAGCUAGCCUGGGUUGCUAGUCACUCAGCGACGCAAGGGAGAUGACUCAGGAACAGACUUGUGGUGGCGAGGCAAUGCAAUAUCUUUAUUGAUCAGAGAGCCAAGGCCUUUAAAGGGCAGACCCAGAAGUGGCAAGUCGGAAACGGAAAUAGCUAGAAAAGGAGUGGAGAAAGGCAAAAGGGGCUGGAAAGGUAGGAACUUCCUUAGCAACUGUUGCAAGGGUUUUAAUUGGUAGGAUUAAUAAUACCCUACAGGCAGGGAGGGUCUUGAGGGUAGAAAGAAGAUAGAUCAAAGGAAUGGAAUGGGUGGGGAUCAUUCAGGCAAAACAAUGACUAUGUAGAUAGGCCAUAGUAUUAGGAAUGCAUGGUGGAGCAGGGGGAACUGGCUUAAUGUUUUAAGGAAUGCCAGGCUCCUGGAGGCAGAAAAAUGCAGGGUGCGUUGUGAGGCUCCUCACAAUUUCCCAGCAUCUCCCCCUUUCUUUUUAUCUAAUGGCCAUAGUAUCAGGAAUAUGGGGUGCUUUGUGAGGCAGGGAGUCUGAUAAGACGGGGCACACCUUUGGGGUUACUCCUGUCCCUCCUUGCUCAACCUCUCGGUAGAGAGACUGACAAGAUAGACACACUCCUCAGGUCAAGCCCUGCCAGGCUCUACCACAUCCUCACAAUUUCCCAACAGAAAACCACCGAAACUUCCUUCAGUGAGAUGGAGCCCAUGCUCAAACCUGGGUCGUGCACAUCAGUUUUAUUUUCAUGAGAGAUUAGAGCACAUCUAGCCUCUGAUGUAUUUCUAGAGAUGAAACCUGGGGCCUCAGCCAUGCAAGACCUGUGCUCUACUACUGAACAUCUCCCUGACCCAGCAAACCUUUUUUUUUUUAAAGACCCAAGUAGUAAACAUGUUAGACUUUCCAGGCCAAAUAAUCUCUGUUAGAAUGAUUCAGCUGUGCUGUUGGAGCAGGAAAACAGACACAGACAGUCUGUAAACAAACGGCUGCAGCUGGGUUCCAGUCAAACUUGAUGGACAUCGAAACUUGAAUGUCACAUAAUUUAAACAUGGCUUUUGCUUUCUUCUCAACUCUUUAAAAAUAUAAAAAUUUUUAGGGAGUCGGGCGGUAACACAGCAGGUUAAACAAACACGUGGCGCAAAGUGCAAGGACCAGUUAGGAUCCCGGUUCAAGCCCCCGGCUCCCCACCUGCAGGGGAGUUGCUUCACAGUUGUUGAAGCAGGUCUGCAGGUGUCUGUCUGUCUUCCUCUCUAUCUCCCCCUUCUCUCUCAAUUUCUCUCUGUCUCUAUCCAAUAACGAAUAAAUAAAUUAAUUUAAAAAAUUCUUACUAGCUCAGAGACUAUUCAGCCUGUGGGUCACAGUUUGCUGUAGCUUCUCAAACCAAAUGUCACUGAUGCUUUAGAGGGCUGUUUAGAACUUCCAUAAUGUGGGGCUAGUGCCUGUAGAUAAUGAAGACAUCUUGGCUUCUUUGCUUGGAUCCAAGGGAGAAAGGAAGGGCUGUUUCCCUGUGGAGUUCUUUUAAAAGUCCACUCAAGCCUGCUGGCUGUAUAAUGGAAAAUUGUUCAGUCGAGGGUAAAAGAAACAGUGGAGGGCAUCCCACUUCCAUAAUAUCUUGAUCAUUGUCAGUAUACCUUCAUGUUGUAAAUGGUAACCAUCUUAGUUUGGCUGAAAGCAUAGUCAUCUACAAGGCAGGUGAAUAGUCAUUGACAAUUUAAUGGUAUUACAUAAAACAAAAAUGCCGUUCCCAUUUUCUUGGUAUAGACACAGCCUGCCAGAAAUUGAACUGGAUUCCAUUAAAACUUUGAAUAUACAA
Molecule: messenger RNA, 7357 nt
Organism: Erinaceus europaeus (western European hedgehog)
Lineage: Eukaryota; Metazoa; Chordata; Mammalia; Eulipotyphla; Erinaceidae
Gene: AMIGO1
Product: adhesion molecule with Ig like domain 1
Exons: 2
Coding region: 598-2079 (493 amino acids)
Biological process (GO): brain development
Molecular function (GO): protein binding
Source: RefSeq, a predicted model, not a curated record